GGAUAUUCCCACAAUGCAUCUGGGGAAGCUUUCCCGGUGCUGUUGCUGCAGAGCCAGCCGGCGCCUCGUCCUCGCUGCUCCCCCCGCCGGAGUCACAGCCUGGCCAGGGCCCCCCCAUCCGCUGUCUGCACAGCGCACCCCCCCGGCUCGUCCCGAGGAGACCGGCUUUCCCCUCCGCCCGGCAUGGCUCGCUGCCUCUGAGCAGGGCCAUGGAGGAGCCGGGCCAGGGCUGCCCCGAGGCUGGUGGGGGGCACCGGGCCCGCGCUGAGGAGGGUGCGGCGGAGAGCCAGAUCCGGAAGGCCGUGGAGUUCAAGGCGGAAGGGAACCGCUGCUACAAGGAGAAGAAAUUCCGGGAGGCCAUCGGGAAAUACCACCGCGCCCUGCUGCAGCUCAAGGGGGUGCAGGGCCGGGCAGGGGCAGCCAGCCCGGAGCAGAGCCCGCCGGACCCGGGGCGGUGCCCGCUGACGGAGGAGCAGCUGCGGCUGGUGGAGAGCACCGAGGUGGAGUGUUACGACAGCUUGACGGCCUGCCUGCUGCAGUCAGAGCUGGUGAACUACGAGCGGGUGCGGGAAUAUUGCCUGAAAGUGCUGGAGAAACAAGGCAGCAACUUCAAAGCCACGUACCGGGCGGGCAUCGCCUCCUACCACCUCGGGGACUACGCCCGCGCCCUGCUCUACCUGAAGGAGGCCAAGAGCCGGGAGCCCGCAGACACCAAUGUCCUGCGUUACAUCCAGCUGACGGAGCUGAAGAUCCUGCGUCGUGGGCAGCGGGACGGCUACAAGGAGCUGAUUGCAUAGGGCCCCCGCGGCCCCCCGGGCAGAGCGCUUGGUGCCCGGCAGUCUCCUCCUUUCCUUUCCCCCUCCGAGGGGGGGGCUCUGCGGGGGGUGAGUCCUAAUGCACGAUGACCCCCAUCCCCUGCCUGGGGCAGAUCCCCCCUGGCCCCCCCAGUGAUGCCAGGGGGAGCCCCCACAGCUCUGGUGAGGGGAUAAAUUGACCCCAUGGCAUCAAGCAAAUUGUCCCCCCAUGGCUUCCUGGGGGGGGACAUCUGUGGUGGGGGGACGGCACCCCCCCCCCCAGAACACACAAGCAGCCUGCCUGGUGGUGGUUGCAGCCCCUGGUCUGUGAGACUGCCCCCCCACCCCAGCCCCAUAGUGGAAUUUGAUGGGGUGGGACCCACCUUCCCCCCAGGGUUGUUAUGGCAUCAGGAGGGGUGAUGGGAAGGGGGGACAUCUGCAGAACCAGAUUCCCCCCCCACAGGGCCCAACUCCCCUGCCCCACCUGGCAUGGAGCCCCUCCUUUCACCACCCCAUGCCCCACCAGUGCUGGGGGGCAGAGCCCACCGCAGCGACUGUCCCACCCCGCCAGGGCCAGUUGCUGCCCCCCCACGCAGCUGAUGGCGAUUUCUCCCCCCCCCCCCCAAAUUCACAGCACGCCACGGGGCCGCUGGGCUCGUUUCCCUCCCUGCCCCCCUGUGGGGCCCAGCCCCCCACGAACAAGGCUGCACCCUGCCCCCAACAUGGGCCACGCAGGAUCCCGGGGAGGGGGUGGGGGGGCUACAGAAGGGUGACGGGAGGAAGAGGCCAACCCCCCCCCCCCCCAGCUGCCCCCUGCCCCACCUCUGACCGAGGAGCCGUAGAGCAGCUGGGCCUGUGCUGGGAGUGACGUGGGUCCUGCGGGGGGUGACGUGGGGGGCAGAGACCCGGGGGCUGCAUUUGGGGUGGCCGUGGACUAUGGCAUCGCUGUGAUUUCUUGUCGAGGGUUUAUUCUCCCUCCCCCACCGUAGACGCUAUAAAAUCCGUGUUGAUUUUC
Molecule: messenger RNA, 1809 nt
Organism: Caretta caretta (loggerhead turtle)
Lineage: Eukaryota; Metazoa; Chordata; Testudines; Cheloniidae
Gene: TTC9B
Product: tetratricopeptide repeat domain 9B
Molecular function (GO): protein binding
Source: RefSeq, a predicted model, not a curated record